Messenger RNA from Symbiodinium natans, 3877 nucleotides. Lineage: Eukaryota; Dinophyceae; Suessiales; Symbiodiniaceae. The record is from the annotation of a GenBank genome assembly.
AUGAGUGGCUCAGUCAACAUAUUCUUGCUACGGCACUCUGUGUUGCCGCUGAUAGAUGCCGGCUUGGACGACAUGGAGUUGCUGGUUCACGUCAACGGGUCCACAUGUCAGGGGAACGGCUGGAAAGUAUUGCAAGCCGUAGACUUCGAUGAAGACGGAGAUGUGGAUCUCUUUGUUCAGCAAAGGUAUUUUGAGCGCACUUCGAAAGCAGGUUUGAUCGAAAGAACUGGGGAUGAGAAUCCUAUCAACAUCUUCGGCGGCGACAUGGCUGUAGUUGCUGACGUGGACGGUGAUGGGCGCUUGGAAGUGUUGGUGAAGGGUUCGAUCAUCUGGAGUGGGGGCCCCGGAAUGACGCAAGGCCUUCGCUACUUUCGGCGCGCGCAGGACAACAGUUUCGUGGAGCCUGCUGAGAACCCCGUUGCCGACUUUAGCUUCUACAACGGGGAGUCUGGCCAGGAAAGAGGUUUUGUUGUUGACUGGAAUUCCGAUGGCUUGCCAGAUCUUCUGGUUGUAGAAUUCAGAAAUAUGCCACCGCAAGCUAUGCGGUGCAGUUAUCAGGGCGAUUAUGAUUACUAUCAGCAUGUCCUCAAAGGUGAUCUCAUGCACAAUUCUCUGAUGGACAUCUAUGAGGAUGUUGAUGUAGGCGGCCACAGUCGUGAUGAUUUGGAUUUCGCGCGGCUCACCAUCGUUGACUGGAACAGAGAUGGCUUCUUGGAUCUCUUGAUGAGCUACAACCGACACCAGUCACAGCCGAGGCUGUUUGAGAAUCGCCGUGAGAGAAUGAACGAAGUCAUUUCGGCUUUUGAGAACGUCACGGCCACAUCUUUGGAGCCUCACACGGGUCCCAAUAAUUUCCCAAAUGGUUACAGGCUGGCGGUUGCAGACUUUGAUGGAGACGGCGAGGUAGAUGUCCUCAUUGCCAGCGAGGCUGAUGGAAAGCUACACUACCAUCGCCAGGUUUCAGGUCGUCUCCAAGCAGAGGAGCAGCAGAAUCCAUUUCGCAAUAUUACCGUCCCACUAUGGUGGGACACGUUCUCGCAGCAGAACUACUAUCAUUUGGUGGAGCCCAUCUUCCUGGAUUGGGACAACGACGGUGACAUGGAUCUGCUUCUUGGAGCUCCUGAUGGGCGGAUUUUUGAGCAGACAGCCGAUGGACGCUUGGAGGAGUGGCCUCUGGAGCAGAGCCCGGUCAGGAGCUUCUUGGAUGAAUUGAGAGAGCUCAAGUGGGGCCUGGCUGACCAAACUAAUCGCUUCAGAAUGAUGGAGAGUACUUGGAAGUUUGUGGAUUGUGAUGUCGAUGGGGACCUCGAUCUGCUCCGAUUUGGGUAUGCCAAAGAUGGAACGUGGCACUCGCGACUGCAGGCCUGUGAGCAUGACGGCACCCAUGCCUUGCGAUGCGAUGAUGACUUUCUGUGCUUGGGAGCGAAUCUCAGCAAUUUCCGGACAGAGGGGUUCGGUGAGGUGAUGUCUUUCGACCUGGGGAAUGUGACCGAUGGGCGCCUGCAGCUGAUCACAUCUCAUAGAUACAGCAAGGGCGCGGUGCUUUGGAGUGGAGGCUUUUGUGCUCCUCAAAACCCCUGCAAUGAGAAGGGCCUAUGCACGACCAGACAGAUUGACUGCAGCUGCGUUUCAGGUCACGAGAUGGCGGAUUGUUCAGGCUGCAAGCCAGACUUUUACAGUGCGCAGCGGCAGCUAGGACAGCUGCAUAGUUGCAUUGCCUGCCCUGGUGCAGGUGGGAAGGUUUGUCAUGGUCGAGGUUUAUGCUUCGAUGAUGCUACUGCGAGGCAUGCCCCACAGGAAUCCACAGCAGCUUUGACCGCGCAGGGCAACGGCACCUGUCGUUGCCAUGAGGUGCAUUUUUCCGGCCAUGACAGCAAGGGUCGAGAGAACUGCGUCGAGGGCAGCUGCCCAGCUGGCACAGAAGAGAGGAAUGGCAGGUGUGAUCCCUGUAAUGCUGGUGCGACCUCAGUGUCUGGUGGCUUUUGCAAGAAUUGCUUGCCUGGGAGGUUCUCGCUUUCGGGAAGUGCGAGCUGUCUGAGGUGUCCUUCAGGGAGCACUGCGCAAGCUUCUGGGGCUUCGGCAUGUCUAACUUGCCCCGCAGGAAGGUAUGAGCUUCAGCAGCAGUUCUGCAAUGAGUGCCCCCCUGGGUUCAUCUCGUCCAUGGGGCAAAGCUCUUGUGCAAAAUGCCCGGCUGGUUUCAUGGCAGAUAAACCUGGAAGCAGCGCCUGUGUUCCAUGCGCAGGAGGCUUUUUCUCUGAAGAGGGUAGUGCAAAAUGCAGUGAGUGCCCCCCUGGGUUCAUCUCGUCCAUGGGGAACAGCUCUUGUGCUAAAUGCCCGGCUGGGUUCAUGGCAGAUAAACCUGGAAGCAUCGCCUGUGUUCCAUGCCCCGGAGGCUUCUUCUCUGAAGAGGCGAGUGCACAAUGCAUCGCCUGUCCUUCGGGCAGCAUUUCGGAUGCAGCCAGUGAGGCGUGCAGGCCAUGCGAUGCUGGCUUCUUUUCCGGCGACGCCCUCACUUGUGAACCUUGUCCUGGGGGUAAAGUGUCGAAGUCGGGAAGCAACUCAUGCCAGAGCUGCCCAGCAGGCGAGGUGUCCAGUCCAAGAAGUGCGGCGUGCACGCGCUGUGAGGGGGAUCUUCUACGAGCUGUUCCGGAUUCAAUGCAGCAGCAAUGCCAAGUUCUUGGUAUGGAUGUUGUGUUCGCCCUCGUUGGCUUGAUCGCGGCAACCUUCUUCUGCUUCUUAUGUUUGACUGGGCUCUACUCUUCGAUUCCCGUGGAGGACGUAUCGGCACAAGGCCAGAAGUGGGUGGUAACCAACUCCCUGGCGCAUUUGCUUCUGAAGUGGUCACUUCCGGAGGUGAGGUUCAGUGGCACCGGCACUGAUGCUUUGGAGGCACGCUGCUUUCGUGUCAAGGCAUUGAACUCCACCCAGCUGACGCUGCUCGGUGAUGUCACAGAACUGCCCUUGGACACCUCGAUGGGACGGUUGCGCCUGAAGCCAUUACGGGGUUUUCUGGUGACGGGCUUCUUUCGCUGUCCGCUCCUGUUCUGGUGUUUGUUGUUGUUGGCUGCUGUGGUGGCACUUGCCAGCCAACUGCAAUGGUCCUUGCUGUUGCUGGUGUGUGGUGUGGGCCUUUGCGCCGGUGCGUUGGCAUUUUCACUGCGGCGCAGGAGGGGCCGCACCUCCUUAGCAAAGCGGCGCCAGCAAUUCUUCAAACAGUGGCCUCCCGUGCUCCAUCGCUGCAGUCGCGGGCCAGACCGCUCCGUGGCCGCCGGGCAACUUCAGGAUUUCUUGCAGUUCUUCGAGACCUUCAUCAAGGAACGAUCCAUGUACUACGUUUGUUCCAACAUCGUCAAACCGCUCACGAAGCCUUACCAAGUAUCCUUCGCGGAAUUGGUGGGUCCCAUGGAAAUCCGAUGGUUUGUGAGUCACUUUUGGGGGAUGCCGGCUCGCCAUCUCAUGGAAGCCAUCCGGAAGCAUGGCUUGUCGGAUCAGGCUGAGCAGUGGCGAGAAUCAGGAUAUUGGAUUUGCACUUUCAGUAACAGCCAGUGGCACAUUCAGGAAGAGUUGGGGAAUGGCUGUUGGGAGCAAUCUUCAUUUUACAUUGCCCUCACAAGUCCUGAGUGCAAGGGAACUGCCAUGAUUAUUGAUGAGCUUGUCCAUCCACUCCGGCGGAUUUGGUGCCUCUUCGAAGUCUAUCACACCAUUUGCCUAUCCCAACGUGGUCGUUCUCAAGGCUUGCUCCUGUGCACCUCCACGGGAGUCUUGCAGGAGGGCAAGGCAGGCACCGAUGUGGCUGUGGCUGUGGCGCGAACGGCUAAAGAUUUGGACACACGCUCGGCCAAGGCCACCUCCGAGGAGGAUCGGCUGAUGAUCCAUC